GAAAGAAAGAAAAAUGAACAAGCUGGGAUAUGCACGUAAGGAGAAAGUUAAGGAAUUCAUGUCUGUUACUGGGGCAACUGACAAAAUCGCGCUUCAGUUUAUGAAGACGAAUGACUGGCAUCUCGAAGGAGCAUUGGAAAAAUAUUACAGCCAGGAACAUAUUAAGGAAGCCAUAGAAAAAAACCGAUGGGAAAUGCUUUUCAAUAAGUACAAAGAUCCGAAUGUUGACAUGAUUUUGGCUGAUGGAAUUAGCCGCCUCUGCGAUGAUCUUCAGGUUGAUCCUCAGGAUAUCGUUAUGUUAGUUCUUUCAUGGGAAUUGAAAGCUGAAAAUAUAUGUGAAUUUUCCAAACAGGAGUUUAUUGGAGGCGUACAGUCUCUUGAAAUCGAUUCAUUGGAGACGUUCAAGAAAACAAUGCCAAAUUUGCGCGCUCAACUAAAAGAUGAAGACACUUUUCGCGAUGUCUACAAUUUCGCUUUUGAUUGGGCAAGGGAGAAGACUCAGAAAACUUUGGCCUUGGAGACAGCACUCGCGCUGUGGCAUUUGUUGUUUGCAGAGUUGGAGUGGCCGUUGAUUGAUCAAUGGUGUAAGUUCAUCCAGGAGCAUCAUAACAAGGCUAUCACACGCGAUGUUUGGUUACAGCUACUGGAAUUUGCAAGGACAGUGGACGCCACUUUAUCAAACUAUGAUGCUGAAGGAGCUUGGCCUUGUCUUCUUGAUGACUUUGUUGAAUACUUGUACGAAACUGGUACUUGUGUAAAAAAUUCAGAUUAGUGAUCAAUGAGAACCAGAGACACUCGUGCAAUUCUGCAAUCAUUUUCUAUAAUAUGAAAUAUUUUUUUUCUAAACUCUUUUGCCUCCUAUCAUUGGUAAAAAGUUUCGAGCGAGCACACAACAUAACAAAAAUAACAGAUGUAUAAAAUAUCAAAAUUUGCAUAAAAUAAGACUCCUAGCUAGUCUAUUUGCGGUAACAAAUGUAUAGAAUAACAGGAUCUUAAAACAGUUUUUAAGAGUAAAAUAAAUAUUAAUUGAGGAAACUUUCUGACUAAAACAAA
This is a messenger RNA of Capsicum annuum, 1053 nucleotides long. Its product is annotated as DCN1-like protein 1. The transcript has a single exon. The record is from RefSeq and is a predicted model, not a curated record. Gene Ontology annotation, biological process: protein neddylation; positive regulation of ubiquitin-protein transferase activity. Gene Ontology annotation, molecular function: ubiquitin-like protein binding; ubiquitin conjugating enzyme binding; cullin family protein binding. Bases 14 to 772 code for a protein of 252 amino acids. NCBI's taxonomy places the organism in Eukaryota, Viridiplantae, Streptophyta, Magnoliopsida, Solanales, Solanaceae. Gene Ontology annotation, cellular component: ubiquitin ligase complex.